Manihot esculenta (cassava) is the source of this 1173-nucleotide messenger RNA. RefSeq lists its product as uncharacterized. NCBI's taxonomy places the organism in Eukaryota, Viridiplantae, Streptophyta, Magnoliopsida, Malpighiales, Euphorbiaceae. Bases 188 to 967 code for a protein of 259 amino acids. The record is from RefSeq and is a predicted model, not a curated record. The transcript has 7 exons.
AUCCCGCCACAUCAACGCUCCUCUCCGAUGUAAUCCUCUUCCUUCCGACUACUCUCUCUCUCUCUCUCUCUCUCUGUGUAUAUAUAUAACACACUCACACUCACACUCACACAUGCAUUAUCUCCAGUAUGUGAUGUGAGUGUUCAUCUAUCUCUGCUACCAGUCGCCGUCUGUCUCUGCAACUGCAAUGGCUGCUAAUGCUAUUUCCUUUGACCAGGAAAUCCCGGCAGUUGUUGAUGGAAAUUGCGAUCUGCCUGUUGCUGGUUCAUGCUUCCAGUUCGUAAAGCCAAGUUUCGAUGAAGUAAACCAGCAGUGUACUCUAGACGUUUUGCCUUUGCUUUUUGAGGAGACUUCCUUUCCAAUGGAAGAAAAAUGCGCCUUUCAGACUACACAUGGCCAAGAUGUCUAUAGUAUUUCAAUGGUGUCUGAGGAAGAUAAAACCGAUCCAAACUGUACAUCGCAGCUGGCUUUUUUAAGCUUUGUAGAACUUCCUGUUUCACCAAAAAAGCAGAUGUGCUUAGAUACUCAAUUGAAUUGCCAGAACUUCAUUGGUUUCCAAAUGGAAAGUGCUGAUGCUUAUUCACCAUGCAUUGUGGAUAUCGAUAUUGAGAUGGAAAAUUUUGAAAAAAAUAAAUCCAGUAACGAAGCUGUUGGAAGUAUAAAAAGUGAAGGUUUGCUAACUGGGGUACUGCAGAGACAAGCAAGCCUAAAAACAUGUGGAAGAAUCAUGCAACUAUUUACAAAUCAUGGCUCAACUUUACUGAAGUUGUUAUCUAAAGAAAAAUCAUUCAAUGAGAGAGUUUAUGAUACACCAAAUAACAGAUGGAGAAAGUGUAAGCGUGCGGCAUCAUUCGAUUCAAGAAAAGUUGUUCUUCUCUUCUCAAUCUUGUCAAGUUUGGGGACACUGAUAUUGAUAUAUCUGACUCUGAAAGUUAGGCAGACUGCUGAUGGUUUUGUUAAUGUGUAACAACUGUUGCCUUACUUGAACUCGUUCAUCUGAAGUUGUUCCUCAGAAUUGCUGUAGAAAUUCCCUUUUGUGACCUUCAUUUUGUUACAUUGAUUUUCCCCAUUCUGUACAUAAGUCGUAGAUACCAAUUUUAGCUGAUGCUUUAGGACCUGUAACAAUUUAAGUGUUUUUUAUUUUAUUUUUUAAUUGUUUUUAUGGCUUCCAAA